CUCGGCUCUGCCGACAGAGGCAGUUGCGUAGGUUGAGGUCCACUGUAAUUUUCCAGGUAAUUUGUCCCUGAUGAAGCACCGUAGCUUUCCAAGAGGAGAAAACACUUGAGGAGUGUUAUGUGCAGCCAAUCGUCUGUACAACUCCGCAAGACUACAACAAGGCUAAGAGUGGGAGGGAGGACUCGGGAAGCAAAACAUGGCGAAAUAACAAGUUUGUCUGAUAGCCGCUGUUUGAAGCUGCACCGUGUCUGUAGUGUUGGACUACAACUACAAAGUCAUACAAUUUGGACGCUGGAGAAGGGAAGCAACGCGUAAGAGUCGAGGGCCCCAGUUUACAAGUAUUACGGUGGCUGUCGAGAAAAUAGUGCCUGCCUGCCUGUCUGUCUGUCUGUGCUUUCCCCGGAAGGUUGGCAGUGCUAGGCGCGACUAUCAACACAGAAAAUGGACGAAGAAGGAAAGUUUAUUCUGGAAAAGACUAUUUAGCCGACCAGUUUAGCUACAUUGGAUUAAUCGCACGCACCUGACUCGGUAUACGGAUGAACGUGCGCUCUGGUCGAAAUUGAGGAAUAUUUUAAGACGUUAACAAGUUUGACAACUGCACUCGCAAAUAAUCGUAUUUUCAAACGAGGCCAUUAUUUUCAUUUUCCGCACUUUUCUUAAUAUUCUUGGAGGACCUCUGUAUUGACAGUCGGUUCUGGUGCGGUGCGGACGGACCCGGACGCCAUCACAUCAGACGUUGCGUUCUCCUUAAAAACAACCAUUGCGUUGCUAAGCCGUAAAUGUUAUUUUCUACUUUAACAGCGUAACAAGGAAUGUUUCAGUGGCACACCAUACCUAUGUAGUAGUUUUCCUCCGCGACACGCAACAUUUUUAUCACCGAUAACAUUAGCUGAAUGUUGUACAGCAGCAGAGACGCGGGGUCUCGUUAAAAUGAAUGCAGCAAGGUGUUCAACAACAGUGGAGGUGCAUCGCAUUGAAAACCUGCCAGUUGUUAGAACGGUACCGAUGGCCGGCUAACGGUGACGUUAACAGUUUGUUGAAAUCUCUUAAGUUGAAUGUGUUUUGAUCAGAUACUGUAAACGGCAUUCAGUAAAACAACUGCGAAUAACAUUACAGCUCUCGGCCAGAGUUGACGUGAGCUAGUCAGCUGGGUGCGUCUGUGUGGCAGCUCAAUCUGCGAUGUGUUUGCUAAUCUAAGUGCUAACGUUACCGUGCUGUUCCGCAACAGUUUCAGCAUAUUGGACAGCCCGUUUGCUAUAUUUAAUCUCUAGAGAAGUCCUUGCAAGAUCGCUUUAGCAGCCACUUAACAUUUUCCCCAAGUACCUCUUGUCAAAUAGCUGGCUAACUUGUUAGCUAAGGUUCUAAGUUUCGCCAGCUAUGUCUGAAAACGCCCCCACACGAAGCCUGGAUGACAUAGACCUCGCAGCUCUGAGGGAUCCAGCAGGAAUCUUUGAGCUGGUUGAGGUGGUCGGCAAUGGGACGUAUGGUCAGGUAUACAAGGGCCGUCAUGUGAAGACAGGCCAGCUGGCUGCCAUCAAGGUGAUGGAUGUUACAGAGGAGGAAGAAGAGGAGAUCAAAGCGGAAAUCAACAUGCUGAAGAAAUACAGCCACCACCGCAACAUAGCCACAUACUACGGUGCCUUUGUCAAGAAGAGUCCACCAGGACAUGAUGACCAACUUUGGCUGGUGAUGGAGUUCUGUGGGGCGGGAUCGGUGACCGACCUGGUGAAAAACACUAAAGGCAGCUCUCUGAAGGAGGACUGGAUCGCUUACAUCUGCAGAGAGAUCCUAAGGGGCCUUUCUCACCUCCACGCCCAUAAAGUUAUCCACAGAGACAUCAAGGGCCAGAACGUGCUGCUAACGGAGAAUGCAGAGGUCAAACUUGUUGAUUUUGGUGUGAGUGCUCAGUUGGACAGGACUGUUGGGCGUAGGAACACCUUCAUCGGAACACCUUAUUGGAUGGCACCUGAGGUUAUUGCCUGUGACGAGAACCCUGACUCCACCUAUGACUACAGGAGUGAUAUCUGGUCCUUGGGGAUCACAGCCAUUGAGAUGGCAGAGGGAGCUCCUCCCUUGUGUGACAUGCACCCGAUGAGAGCCCUCUUCCUGAUUCCCAGGAAUCCCCCUCCAAAACUUAAAUCAAAAAAAUGGUCCAAGAAAUACAUUGACUUUAUAGAGGGCUGUCUCGUGAAGACAUAUACCAGCCGACCAUCCACAGAGCAGCUUCUCAAGCACUCCUUCAUCAGGGACCAGCCCACUGAGCGCCAGGUCCGAAUUCAGCUCAAAGACCAUAUUGACCGUACGCGCAAGAAAAGGGGAGAGAAAGAAGAAACAGAGUAUGAGUACAGUGGUAGUGAUGAAGAGGAUGAAAAUCGUGGAGAUGACCGAGAGUCAAGUUCAAUCCUCAAUGUGCCCGGUGAGUCCACCCUGAGGCGGGACUUCCAGCGUCUGCAGCAGGAGAACAAAGAGCGCUCGGAGGCUCACAAGAGACAGCAGGCCCAACUGGCUGCUCAGCGUAGGGACCCUGAGGAACACAAGAGGCAACUGUUGCAUGACCGACAGAAACGCAUUGAAGAGCAGAAGGAACAGCGUCGCCGACUUGAAGAGCAACAGAGGAAAGAGCGAGAGAUGGUGAGGCAGCAAGAAAAAGGUCCCCAUCGGAGACUUGACGAUAUGAGACGGGAGGAAGAUAGAAGGUUGGCUGAGAGGGAGCAGGAGUAUAAGCGCAAGCAGCUGGAGGAACAGCGUCAGUCAGAGCGACUGCAGAGGCAGCUGCAGCAGGAGCAUGCUUACCUGGUGUCUUUGCAACAACAGCAGCAAGAAAAGAAGCCCCAGCUCUACCACUAUAACAAAAACCUGGAGCCCAACAACAAACCUACCUGGGCCCGUGAGGUGGAGGAGCGAAGUAAGCUCAACAGACAGGGCUCACCCAAAAUCUGCACCACUGUCUCUGACACUGCCAUCCAGUUGCGCUCUGACUCAAUCAGCCAAUCAGGAGGGGCCCAGUCUGCUCAGACCCCACCAAUGCAGAGGCCUGUUGAACCCCAAGGGGGGCAGGGAAAGUUCCAGAUGGCUCACUUGGUUCCAUUGAAGCCUUAUGCUGCCCCUGUCCCUCGUUCCCAGUCCCUCUGUGACCAGCCCACUAAGACCAUGUCUGCAUUCCCCACCCAGGAUCCCUCCCUUACCCCCACGCCCCGCCCCAUCCACUCUAGAGAGCUGGUGCGUCAAAACUCUGACCCCACUUCUGAAACCCCGGCACCACUGGCACACCAAAUCGGAGAGGAUCGCGGCCCCUGGAUCCGCCUGCCAGAUGUGGAACUCCCACCCAAGAUUCCCCAGAGGACAGCGUCUAUUGCCACAGCUCUCAACACCAACCUGAACUCUGGCAUAAGGCAUCCAGUACGGGCCAGCAAUCCAGAUCUCAGCCGCAAUGAUCGCUGGGAGAGAGGAGACUGUAUGAGCAUCAUAUCCAAUCUGCCCCAGACUGGCUCUCUAGAGAGGCAUCGCAUCCUCAGUUCCUCCAAAAUGGAUUCACCCAUUCUCUCCCAUGAUAGUCGUCAUAAGCCAGGGGAGUCUCGCACCUCCUCCCGCCCUGGGCGCCCUGCUAGUUACAAGAGAGCUAUAGGGGAGGACCAUGGCCUCUUUGCCAAGGAGCGUGCUGAGGAGCAGCCAAGGCCCCCAGUCAAGGCCAAUGAUUACUCCUCCUCUUCGGAAAGCAGCGAGAGUAGCGAGGAGAGUGAGAGUGGCGAAGGAGCAGAGGAGGAAGAAAGCCCCACAGAUCGUCACAGGGACGCAGACACUGAUUCAGUCAACACCAUGGUGGUUCAUGAAGACGAAGGCGAGGGGGGAGAGGGAGAGCAAGCUGGGGGAUAUGGCGAUCAGACCAUGCUGGUGCAGAGGACCCCAGAGAAGCGGAGCCAUAAUGGAUACACUAACUUGCCAGAUGUGGUGCAGCCCUCCCACUCCCCCACCGAUUCAGCCACUCACUCUUCCCCUGGGAAGGACUCGGUUUAUGAUUAUCAGUCCAGGGGUUUGGUGAAAGCAUCUGGCAAAUCCUCUUUCACCACCUUUGUGGAUCUGGGCAUGUACCAGACACCAGGAGGUACAGGGGAUAACAUAUCUGUCAGUGGCUUGAGGUUUGAGCAGCUGAAGAUGGAGGUGAGGAAAGGCUCCAUGGUGAAUGUCAAUCCCACCAACACGCGCCCCCCCAAUGACACACCUGAGAUCCGCAAGUACAAGAAGAGGUUCAACUCUGAGAUCCUGUGUGCUGCGCUCUGGGGUGUUAACCUGUUGGUGGGCACAGAGAACGGUCUGAAGCUGCUGGACCGUAGUGGUCAGGGCAAGGUUUACCCCCUCAUCAACUCCCGCAGGUUCCAACAGAUGGACGUCCUGGAGGGCCUCAACCUGCUCAUCACCAUAUCAGGCAAGAAAAACAAGGUGCGUGUCUACUACCUGGCCUGGCUGAGGAACAAGAUCCUCCACAAUGACCCUGAGGUGGAGAAGAAGCAGGGCUGGACCACUGUGGGGGAGAUGGAGGGCUGCGUGCACUACAAAGUGGUGAAAUACGAGAGGAUAAAGUUUCUGGUGAUUGCUUUGAAGAAUGCGGUGGAAGUCUAUGCUUGGGCACCCAAACCUUAUCACAAAUUCAUGGCCUUCAAGUCUUUUGCAGACCUGCCACACAGGCCUGUCCUGGUCGACCUGACUGUGGAGGAGGGGCAGAGGUUGAAGGUGAUCUACGGUUCUUGUGCUGGCUUCCAUGCCAUCGACGUGGACUCUGGAAACAACUAUGACAUUUAUAUCCCAGUUCAUAUCCAGAGCCAUGUGAUGCCGCACGCAAUUGUCUUCCUGCCCAGCUCAGACGGCAUGGAGAUGCUGCUGUGCUAUGAAGACGAGGGCGUCUAUGUCAACACCUACGGACGCAUCAUCAAGGACGUGGUCCUGCAGUGGGGCGAGAUGCCCACAUCUGUUGCUCAUAUCUGCUCAAACCAGAUCAUGGGAUGGGGAGAAAAGGCCAUUGAGAUCCGUUCUGUAGAGACUGGCCACCUGGAUGGUGUCUUCAUGCACAAAAGAGCUCAGAGGCUGAAGUUCCUUUGUGAGAGAAAUGACAAGGUGUUCUUUGCAUCAGUGCGGUCUGGAGGCAGCAGCCAGGUGUACUUCAUGACGUUGAACAGAAACUGCAUCAUGAAUUGGUGAAGGAACAGCUGCUCUGGUCAGUGUGUGGAACCCAGCAGGGUUCGGAGAAGCAAGUGCAUCCGAAAUUCUCUCAAACGCAUGCACACAAAUGCCAACACUUCCCUCCCUUUCUCUCCAGCUCGCUCUCAGUCACGCACCCAUGCUCCAAAGAGACACACACACACACACACACACACACACACACACACACACACACACACACACACACACACACACACACACACACACACACAAACGCACACUGUCAUAGACAAACACACACAUAUACAACACAAUCUUUCAAUCCAUUCCAGCUUACAUGUAUACUCCACAAUUUCUACAGAGGCUCCGUGAUAACAUUAUCUCUGGAAUCAAAUGUUAAUACCAUCUACAGUGUAUUGAUUUCUACUGUAAAUAUUCUUGUCUUGAUUUCCUUUACUUGGUGGACCUGUGUUCAGUCGUAACUGAUUAGUUCCUAAUUCUAAAGUAUGUUUAAAAAAACAUUCCUGUGUGGUUCUACAGUACGUUUUUGAAGUAGGCAUUAUUCACCAAUACUGUAUGUUGAAAUGAAGCUGUAAAUAGGUAGCACCUGACACUUAGAUCUGAAUCAUUUGCAGGUCUCUAAUAUAGCCUCCAUUCGGUGUAUUGCCACCGGCACACAUGGACGUCAAAUAAUAAAAUGCUGGAACGCACAUCUGCAGUGGCUUGUGAAUCCCCAAUGUUUUGGGGCUCCCACAAUUUCAGCGAGACUUAAAGGAAGGAUUUAGUACAAUAAAAUAUUACAAAGGGACAUUAAAGUCAGGAAAAAGUAGCUUGUUGAAGUAUUUUUAGUUUAUGUAUAGUAGACAGUAACCUGAGGCCAGCUUUCACUAACUUUUUCCGGCCUGAAUGGCAAAUGAUGUUGCAACUCUUAAUCACAGCAAGUAAGCCUUGAAUGCUUCAAAAGCAAAAAUAGAUUUCGGUUUAAAAAUUAAUAAGUGAUUAAAAAAAACAACAAUCCGAAGUCUCGUAAAUGUGCAGUACUCAGAAUCAGUAAUGUGAAAUCUCCUGCUUUGCCUUUUUCCUUCUUCUAUGGUUUAGGUGAAUUUAUUAUUUGACUCAUCAGGCUUGUAUCUAAACUUCUCUGUUUUCAUAGAUUUACAAAAUACAAAAAACUGUUAUUUAUAUGUAGUGCUUCUGCAUUGGUAUUAGCCUACUGGUAUACUUAAUUUUACUGUAAUUAUAUUGCCAUUAUAUUGCAAUAUAUGCUAUUCUGUGGAGUCCUUGUUUGAAGAGGGGGGUUUGUAUAUUUGGGUGGUAGUGUUAGGGAGUACAAUGACACCUUUGGAGGAGAGAGAGAGAAGGGAGACGGGAUAUUUGUCACAUUGGAGAAACCUGAAAGGGGGGUGUCACUGAGAUUAUAGUGAUUAAGGGAGAUCAUUUUCGUGGUCCUUUCACCCUCCUACCACAGUGAUCUGCUCUGCUGUAUUAUAUUUCAGUUCUUAGGCUAUUUCGUUAGUGUGGAUCUUUUUUGUGUGAAGUGUUUGUUCAGGGGAUUGCAGUAGAACAGCUCUUAGUGUGGUACAGUUCAUAAAUUGUCUUAGGCCAGUGGAAAGAUUUAAUGUAGGGCGACUCUGCAAUACCACAGAGGACUCCAUCUCAUCAGGCUCUUUGGAGAGGACAGCUGAACCACAUGAGACUUAAUAUAUGACUUAAUAUAUUUUUAUCUGUACACUCUGCCAAAGUUCACAGCAUAUUCUGCAUGGGGGGUAUAAAUCAAGGCCAAAUGGAAUAUUGCUUACAUGGCGACUAUAAAGAUUUUACUCUUCCUACAGAUCACUAACCAAUAUUCCUUUCUGUAUAUACAUUCAAAACAUCAGCCGACUUCGCCGUGUGUGUGUGUGUGUUUGAGCGUGUGUGUGUGUGUGUGUGUGUGUGUGUGUGUGCGUGUGUGCGUGCGUGUGUGUGUGUGCGUGUGUGCGUGGUAUGAGACAGUGUUAUCAGGAAGUAGCUUGGUGAUUAUCAGUCAGCAAUGAGUAGGUCAAAACAUGAAUCAAGCUUUUUGUUUAGUACUUCAGUGUUCCAACAGGUGGAUAUUUUUAAAGUCAAGAUGGUUUUUCGUCACUCAGAUCAUGCAUCUUAUCAGCAUGGAGUUGUUAGUUCAAAAAGUUAGUUCAUGUGCUUAGAAAUAGAAGCUGACAUGUUCAUGUUAAAAGAGCGCAACUGUAUUUUUUUUGUGCAAAACCUUUGGUUAUUAUGAAAGGAAUAUUGGCUAGUGAUCAAUGGGGUAGUCUGCUAAAAGUCGCUGAGAAGAUAUAUUUCCUAUAGGCAAAAGGAAAGCUAUUAAGAAUGCAGUAUAUGUUUAGGGCAGAGAGUUUAAUCAAAGAGUAUAUGAAUAGAUCGUUAAUUUUAUGGUGAGACUAUAAAACAAACUGUAAAUGGGCAUGGAAAGCACUUUCACUUCAGUAAACACACAUUUACAAAUAUAUCUUCAGCAGAUACUUGGUGUGCAUGUAAGCCAUUAAAAUAGAGUAUAUAGUACUGUAUCAAAGUUGUGUUCCCCUUUUUAUCCAAUGUGUUUUUAUUCUUGAAUAUCUGUCAUGUGCCAUGACUUACAUUUCAGAUGUCACAAUUACAAUCUAUUAGGAGCUCUGGCACUUAUGCUUUUUAUGGUCAAAUCAUAAUUUUUUAUCAAUCUGCCAUGUUUACAGUUAAAGCAGUGCCUUGGAUUUGGACAGUGAGAGAUUUAAGGAUUCCCCCCACCCCCCCACGCACACACACACUUGCGCACACACACUUGUCUCUCACACUUGUUUGAAAUCUCAUGAAGAAAAGGCAUAACUAUAUUUUCUUUCUCAAUAUGGUGAUUUAUGUCCUGUGCCACUUAAAGCAACACUAGAGAACUUUUCCCGCUUUGGUCCCCCUACAGGUUGGAAGCGGAAUUGUCCAUUACAUUAC
Molecule: messenger RNA, 8109 nt
Organism: Perca flavescens (yellow perch)
Lineage: Eukaryota; Metazoa; Chordata; Actinopteri; Perciformes; Percidae
Gene: mink1
Product: misshapen-like kinase 1
Exons: 31
Coding region: 1378-5193 (1271 amino acids)
Biological process (GO): protein phosphorylation
Cellular component (GO): cytosol
Molecular function (GO): ATP binding; protein kinase activity
Source: RefSeq, a predicted model, not a curated record